Molecule: messenger RNA, 3501 nt
Organism: Megalops cyprinoides (Indo-Pacific tarpon)
Lineage: Eukaryota; Metazoa; Chordata; Actinopteri; Elopiformes; Megalopidae
Product: NACHT, LRR and PYD domains-containing protein 12-like
Exons: 9
Coding region: 1-3501 (1166 amino acids)
Molecular function (GO): protein binding
Source: RefSeq, a predicted model, not a curated record
AUGUGUUUAUUUCAGUUAAUGGAGCGCACACUAAUGAAGCUGGACAAGGAUGAGUUGAAACAGUUUAAGAGCCAUCUGAGUCAGGAUUACCCAGAAUGCACUGGCAGUCAGCAGAAAGCCCAUGAGGUCCUGGAUGUUGUUAAGAUGCUGGAGAGCUGUGGCAGAGAGGAGUCUCUGAAGAUCACACUGCACAUUCUGAGGAAGAUGAAUCAGAAGGAUCUUAUAGACUCACUGGAGAGAGAUGUCCAGAGCAGUAAGAAUGACUCUAUAACAAGACAGCAACUGAAAAUUAAACUGAAGAAGAAGUUUGAAUGCAUAUUUGAAGGUUUAGCAACGCAGGGCCACCCAGUCCUCCUGAAUGAAAUCUACACAGAGCUCUACAUCACAGAGGGGGGAAGUGGGGGGAUCAGUAAUGAACAUGAGGUGAGACAGAUUGAGACAGCAUCAAAGAUACAAAUCACAGAGGAGACUGCAAUCUGCUGCAAUGACAUCUUUGAACCUUUACCUGGUCAGAACAAGGCUAUCAGAACUGUGCUGACAAAGGGGAUUGCUGGCAUUGGGAAAACUGUCUCUGUGCAGAAGUUCAUUCUCGACUGGACAGAAGAAAAAGCCAAUCAAGAUAUUCAUUUCAUCUUCCCUCUUACUAUUCGUGAUCUGAAUUUGAAGAAGGGGAGAGAAUUCAGUCUGAUGCAACUCCUCCAGCUCUACUUUCCAGAACUGAAAGAGAUUCAAAGUGUUGAAUGUGAUGGAGUCAAAGUUUUGUUCAUCAUUGACGGUCUGGAUGAGUGUCGCCUUCCUCUAGAUUUCCAGAACAGUGAGAUCUUGGGUGAUGUAACAAAGCCAACAUCAGUGGAUAUGUUGCUGACAAACCUGAUUAAUGGGAAUCUAUUUCCGUCUGCUCUCCUCUGGAUCACCUCCCGACCUGCAGCAGCCAGUCAGCUCCCUCCUGACCGUGUGAAUCGAGUGACCGAGGUACGAGGGUUCAAUGACCCACAGAAGGUGGAGUACUUCAGGAAGAGAAUCAGUGAUCAGGACCUGGCCAACAGAAUUAUCUCACACAUGAAAUCAUCUAGAAGUCUCUACAUCAUGUGCCAUAUUCCAGUGUUCUGUUGGAUUUCUGCUAUUGUUCUGGAACAACUGAUGAGUAGCGCUGGCAGUGGGGAAAUCCCCAAAACUCUGACUGAAAUGUACACACACUUCCUGCUCCUUCAGACUGAUGUGAAGAAACUGAAGUAUAAGGAUACCAUUGAGACAAACCCAGACAAGAUAACACUGUCUGACAAAGAAAUCAUCCUGAAACUGGGGAAGCUAGCUUUUCAGCAGCUGGAAAAGGGCAAUCCGAUAUUCUAUGUAAAGGACUUGAAAGAAUGUGGCAUUGAUGCUAGUGAAGCUACCGUGUACUCUGGCGUGUGCACAGAAAUCUUCAAAGAAGAGUCUGGGUUGUAUCAGGAGAAAGUCUAUUGCUUUGUGCAUCUAAGUGUUCAGGAGUAUCUGGCUGCCUUGUUUGUGUUUCUUACAUGUGUAAACGAGGACAGAAAUUUACUCAGUUCAGAUGAUUCAAACCCCAAAGGUGAAAGAAUCCAGCUGUCUGAGUUACACCGGAGUGCAGUGGAUCAGGCCUUACAGAGCAAGAAUGGACACCUGGACCUUUUCCUCCGAUUCCUUCUCGGCCUCUCACUGGACUCCAUUCAGGGCCUUCUGCAAGGCCUUCUGACACAGACAGGAAGCAGAUCACACAGCAUUAGGGAAACGAUAAAGUAUAUUAAGGAGAAGAUCGGAGAGGAAUCUUCAGCAGAGAGGACCAUCAAUCUGUUCCACUGUCUGUGUGAACUUGAUGACAACUCUCUAGUGGAAGAAAUCCAGACUUCCCUGAGAUCGGGAACACUUUCAGAUAAAAAACUGGAGCCACACCAAUGUUCAGCUCUGGCCUUUGUGUUGCUGAUGUCAGAGGAGGUCCUGGAUAUGUUUGAAUUGAAGAUGUACAACACAUCAGCAGCAGGUUAUCAGAGACUGUUACCUGUUAUCAAGUACUGCAGGAAGGCCAUACUGGACAGCUGUGAUCUCACAGAGGAGUCAUGUGACACUGUAGCUUCUGCUCUCCAGUCAGUCCCCUCACACCUGAUAGAGUUAGACCUCAGCUACAAUAACCUGGGAGAUUCAGGAGUGGAGCGGCUCUGUGUUGGACUGAACAGUCCAAACUGUAAACUACAGAGACUGAGACUGGACAGCUGUGAUCUCACAGAGGAGUCAUGUGACACUGUAGCUUCUGCUCUCCAGUCAGUCCCCUCACACCUGAUAGAGUUAGACCUCAGCUACAAUAACCUGGGAGAUUCAGGAGUGGAGCGGCUCUGUGCUGGACUGAAGAGUCCAAACUGUAAACUACAGAGACUGAGGCUGUCAGGCUGUCGAAUCACAGAGAGAGGCUGUGCUUCUCUGGCUUCAGCUCUUCAUUCAAACCCCUCACACCUGAGAGAGCUGGAUCUGAGCUACAAUCAUCCAGGGGAUUCAGGAGUGAGAGCGCUCUCUGCUGUACUGGAGGACCCCAGCUGUAAACUGGAGACAUUGCUUUUGAAAGAGUGUAAUCUCACAGAGGGCUGCUGUGAUGAUCUGGCCUUUGUCCUGCGUUCAUCCCACUCUGAGCUGAGAGAUCUGGAGCUCGGGGAUAAUGAUCUGCAGGAUUCAGGAGUGAGAGCGCUCUCUGCUGGACUGGAGGACCCACACUGUAAACUGCAGAGACUGGGGCUAUCAGGAUGUCGAGUCACAGAGACAGGCUGUGCUUCUCUGGCUUCAGCUCUGCGUUCAAACCCCUCACACCUGAGAGAGCUGGAUCUGAGCUACAAUCACCCAGGGGACUCGGGAGUGAGAGCGCUCUCUGCUGGACUGGAGGACCCCAGCUGUAAACUGGAGACACUGCUAGUGGACCAUGGAGGAGAGAACAGGAACAAACCAGGACUGCGUAAAUAUGCCUGUGAGCUUACACUGGACCCCAACACAGUGAGCAAGAAGUUGACUCUGUCUGAGGGGGACAGAAAGGUGACACGGGGGAAAGAGCAGCCAUAUCCUGAUCACCCAGAGAGAUUUGACUCCGUGGAGCAGGUCUUGUGCAGAGAGGGUCUGCGUGGGACUCGCUUUUACUGGGAGACUGAGUGGAGUGGAGGAUGGAUUCGCCUUGCAGUGGCAUAUAAAGGAAUCAACAGGAAAGGACAGGGUGCUGACUCUGUGUUUGGAUGGAAUAUAAAUUCCUGGAGUUUGACCUGCUCUGAUCAUUGUUAUACUGUCUGUCACAAUAAUAAGAGCACAGCCAUACCUGUCCCCCCUUUCAAGUCCCUCAGAGUAGGGGUGUAUCUGGACUGGCCGGCUGGCACUCUGUCCUUCUACAGCGUCUCCUCUGACACGCUGACCCUCCUGCACAGAUUCCACACAAACUUCACUGAACCCCUCUAUCCUGCCUUUGGGUUUUGGAAUGAGACUGAGUCAGUGUCCCUGUGCCAGCUGGAGUAG